Messenger RNA from Somion occarium, 2957 nucleotides. The record is from the annotation of a GenBank genome assembly. NCBI's taxonomy places the organism in Eukaryota, Fungi, Basidiomycota, Agaricomycetes, Polyporales, Cerrenaceae.
UGCCAAGUUUUGGCAGUAGCGUUAACGAUUGAGGUUCAAGAAAGAGCUCUCAUAUCAAUUUCGUGCGAUGGUUCGAGUUGAACGCGAACACUGGCGUGCGAUUUGAAAGCGGAGUUCUGAUCAGACUUACGAUAAUCACCGGACAAAGAGGUCUGGCGUACAAUAAUGAAUCCGAGCCGCAAGUUACUACCAUCGACCUGCAGAUGGCACAUGAGUCCACUUCAGUUGGCUAAUGGACCAGCAGUAGGACUCCAAGUCCUACUGCUGGUCGUUUGAACCUAGUAGUAGUAAGUACACCGCCGGUAACCUAUGACUAUUAGCGCCCAUGGUUAAUCUUACCAUCCUUGUAUCAUAACCUAGGCUCAGUUUCAAAUUUCAGCCAUUACAGAGGAAGACAAAUCGUCGAUCAACUCCGGGUUCUCAGCAAAGGAGGCUCAAACUGGACAGCUAGCAGAGAAAUAUAAAGGUGAUAUUUUCCUGUAGAUAACCGUUAGUUCGCUCUGUGCAUUCACCAUCGUUACUGCACCGAAGUCAUUGAUGGACGUUGUACCAGACGACGUUGUUUUGCUCCUUUUACAAUACUGUGAGGUUCCUGGCCUCCUGAAAUUCAGACAGACGUGUAGGAGAAUUUACUCAAUCUCCCUCGCGAAACAGCUAUGGGUGACCCUCUACUUCCGCCACGUCGUAGGACUUAACCUACCUACCCCCACAUACUUGAAUGAGAUUGAUUCACUUUCCCCAACGCAGCUGCAAGCAUUCGUUCUUCAUUCCCUGAGAUUGUAUUACCGCACCGUUCUACAGCCUGAUUGUUGCUCGCCAACCAUUGUUCCAUUUCAUCGAUCUCGUUCGGUAACAUGGGUUCGCCUCAUAUACUCGACAUGGCUCUUGGUUGCUUCAUCCGAUUGCACCAUCAGCAGUAUUGCACUCUGGUCAGUCUACGAUCUUCUAUUAUCCAAGCAAUCCUCGAAGCCAGUCACGGAAGCCUAUCUUGAAGCACCCGUGAGCAACGGCGUGAUCGAUAUCAUCGAUGGGCAUGUCUUUAUUGCUUUGGAACUUCGUGGAAGAGUUCCCAUAGUCGAAGUGUUGACGAUAAUGAAUCGCCCCAAGCGGCCAAUGUUUCACCACCUGCAAAGCGUUUGCAACGUGCCCCAUAUUCGUUUUCUCCGGGGCUCAAUGAUAGGAGCAUCGCUGCAUGAUAACAUUAACGUUCCUUGCGUGUUAAAUUGGAGGCAUGACAUUACUGAGAGGUUACGAGCCGUUCCCGAUUUAGAGGGUGGCUCUGUUGCCAUGCAUAUGGAAGACGAUUGGAUCGCUGUGGUUCGACGACAAGUCGUCGAGGUUUACAUAUUGUCCCCCGACGAGGGUGGUGACUAUCGCUUCUGGAGAUCCGUUAAUUUACCCCACAAAGUCGGCUCUGCGGCAUUCUCCCCUACAGUUCGCCGAGGUCCUUCAAAUCCUAAGAGCCCACUGAGGCUAUGCAUCGCCUGCGAUGAUGGAAUGUUUGUUUACCAGCUUGACUGCAACAUCUCAGCGGGUUCGCUAUCCCUUGUCGCAUUAUGGCAUUACACUGCGCCUCGAACGGACAAGUACAUCUUCGAGGCCUGUCAGGUGUCAUUUGGAGUGACCGAUGGAACCGUUUCCUGGUUGCUGAGCGCUCCUCGAAGUCUGGAACAGCCAGUCACUUUCGCUACGGCCAGAAUUCCUGUUGGUGAUAGCCAUGCGACGCCACCAACGUUCGAUUGGUAUGAUGAUACAAUGCCUGGCCAGUACUGCAUGGGUGUUCGUGAUUACGAUGAAUCGCGAGGGAUCGCAGUCUUUGGAAAUGCCUUUGGGGAACUGGCUCUGUAUGAUUUCAGUGGCUCGGAUGCAUCUUUGUUUGACGGUGCUUUCCGCGAGCUGAGUUUUACGCCGUUAGAGGACGGGGAUCUCCUUCCUACAGACCCGAUUGCAUCCACGCCGGCACCCCCAUUUCCCUAUAGCGGAUCAUUCUGUCUGGAGGAAUGCCAGCCGAUGAUUUUCGAUUUCUGGAAAUCGUAUAGGCUUGUUGAUGCACCGGACGGAUGGGAAACGGACUUCAAAGAUAGAAGAUGGUUCAGUCUUUUCUCAGGUGAAGUACGGGUUAUGAGCUGGGACGCCUGGAGCCUGGAAAAUGCCAGUCACUACUAUGGUCGACCAAUCCCUCUCCUACGAAAAGACUGUGGGUGGGGUGACAUUAUCAUUUUCGAUGCAGGUGGUCUAUUAUUCUUGUGGAAUAGUGAGAAGGAGGGUUUUGACAUUGUACAUCCCGGCGUGACACUGGAGGAACUUACCUGGUUCAUUGAUUCCAAACAAUAUGGCCUCUAUCAGACCUCGCACUGCGAUGGAGAUCGGACUCAGGACCACCGAGGUUCACAAUUCUACACGAUGUGGUUAUGGGAAAUAAAGUAUAUGGGCCGCAAUGGGUGGCAAGAGUUACAUGAACGUGGUGGGCAGGUUCACCCCGAUUUGUUGGACAACGAGACCCUACAACAGGCGCUGCUUCCUCUCCUUUGAUCGCCAAGUUGCGAGUUCUCCCACCUCGCGACGUGUGCAUGAAGCUGUAUAAUUAUUUAGUGUACACCCUUCCAGGCAUGUAAGCUGGUAGACACGUAUUCAUUGUAUUAUGCAAUCAUCUACUAUGGCGUCGUAGCGAAGAGCACUUGGAUUGCACACAUGUUGAUCUGCGAUACGUCUUCUUCUCUCCAGGUCCGUUUCGAGCGUUAUAGAAAAUAUGCAGGGCCUCGUACAUCUAUUGUAAUGAUAUCGGAAGCAAUAUAGAGGGGGGAAAAGGAGGCUUGAAAGGUGUUCCGUCCUGAAGACAUGAUCCUUGUCAGAACACGUUGCACAAAACCUUAUACAGGACCCUUUACUAGUACUAUCGGAAUGAACCAAUCAGAACUGUCUUGACGUCUUGAAGAACAAUGAUACAGUUCUCCCGA